AUGUCGACCCGUAGAACUGGACUCCGCUCGCGUAGAGACGCUCAACAGCAGUCUGAACCUGACACGCCAGAUGCCACGCCCUCGCGGAAGCGUAGGCGGGUGAGCAGCCCAACCACUACCAGUGUUGCGGCGAACUUGUACUCACUCGCACAGUUGAAUGGCUCCGCCCAAGAGGCGCCUGCCCCGGCCGCCGCAGACCCUCCCCGUACACGCAUCACCGAAUCCGUCGCUAGUAACGACUCCAACACGACACUGCCCAACGGCGGAGACGCAGACACUAUGGAUCCCAUAGAGCGCCAGAACCUCGUUAUCGCUGCUCUCCGCGUGCCCAGCUAUGUGCCCAACGCCGCUAUCGAUUAUGCCAACGACCUACAGUCUCAGCGCAAUGAGGGUAAGAACAUUGCGGCCUUUGCCAAGAUUGCUGCGCGCGACUGGUGCUUCUUCGUUCAGGACACGCAAGUUAGAAUUGGUCGUGUAGACUCGAGAGAACGCAACAACCAGCAGGGCUCCCAGCCUGAUAUCGCUGGACUGCCUACCAGCGAGCCUCAUCGCCAGGACUGGGGCGUGCACAUAGAUCUUGGCCCUGAGCGCCAGAUUUCCCGCGUCCACGCCGAGAUCAACUUCGAGAUUGAUGAUCAGCAGUGGUACAUCACUGUCAACAGCCGUAACGGCCUCAAGCUGGACGAUCGCCAUCUGACCAGAGGAGACAAGGCGCCUCUGCACUCGGGUAUCUGCAUCAGCAUCAUGAGCACACAGAUGUUGUUCCUGCUUGCCAAUCAAGAAGACCACUUCCAUCCCAUGUUGUGGCGUCAAGUCAAGAGCGAGGAUGCUGCUGAGUCUGACAACGAUGGCAACCCGCCGCCCAAGUCGCAUCAGCAUGCCCAUCCUAGCGGACCUACACCCAAGCGUGAUCAUUACGACCCGUUUCCACCAUCUUCACACCCCCGCAACAAGCACCAAUCUUCACAAGCAUACUACAACCAAAUGACAUCCACACCAGGCUACCCACAACCUGGCACGCCGAUGACUUUCCGGGGCGAGAAAGACCCACGCGGCAAGGGCUCUCCUGCUACCUUCUCUCGCGCAGUUGUGUUGGAGACUGGAGACAAUACCGACUAUAGUUUGGACGCCAAUAAAGAUGUCAAGCCGCCCCACAGCUAUGCCCAGCUCAUCGGUCAAGCAAUCCUUAGCAGCGAGGAAGAGAUGCUCACACUUGCAAACAUAUACGACUACAUCAAAGCUCGGUAUGCCUUCUUCCGGUACACAAACAGUGGCUGGCAGAACAGCAUCCGGCACAACUUGUCUCUCAACAAGUCGUUCGCCAAGGUUGCACGCCGUACCGAUGAGCCUGGCAAGGGCAUGAAAUGGAAGAUCGCGGAUUCCGAAAAGGAAGAGUUCAUCAAGAAGCAGCUGCUGAAUCCUCGUAAGGGAGGUGGAGUUCAGAUCGGAUACCGCAUAGAAGGCUCCGGGCCUAGUUCGCCCGCGCUAGGAAAUCCGUCUCAGGCCACCGAGCGCCUCGUUGGUGCUCUGGAGUGUGAUACUCGCAGUGGUCAAUACUCUGCCCGUGUCAAGUCACCUCCACGAUCUGCUACGCCUCCGCUAUCGUCCGUUCCAAUGGCAAACGAAUCAUACACUCCGGAUCGCGGCCCACGUCCGUUUGGAGGCUUCAAACAAUCACCGACCAUACGCGACCAGGAUCGCUUCGUUACUCCAGCGAAGCGCCUCAUGUAUGGUGCCAACGAAAGCCAAAGCCUUCCCCAUAUCAAGCAGGAUGAUCGCAACUUGGAAUCCUCACCUGGUGUAGACCCUGUCAAACAAAGCGUCCCAGGUAUGAAGACUGACGUGGGAAACUCACCGCCGACUUUGUACUCGGAUGCCGGAUCGCAUCAUAUGAGCGGUGGUUACGAUGCCGGUCGAAUGAACAACGCACUUGUAACGCCACUUGUCUCUCGCCAUGCGCCUCGUCUCGCACCUCCCAGUACUGCCCAGAUGCCUAGCCAGUACAUGGCAUUCUCCAGCCCUGCACCUUUCUGGAAGUUCGUCGACCUUCCCAGCACACCCGCCAAAGCACCCCUUGAGUUGAGUCCUAUCAAGCUACAGCGUCCAGACUUUAAGGAUGGCGAUGACGAGGACCAUCCAAGUUCACCGCCCAUGCUGCCAGACAAUAGCGCAGAGCCUGAAGAUGAGGAAGACCGAGACCAAGACGGUGAUGAUAAAGCCGAUGAAGAUGAGGAUGUUGGUCCAGAAAGUCCAAGCCGUACUGUCUCUCGACCUGUUAGUCGCCGGGAUCUUGGAAGUCAGCAUCAACGCUCGCGGUCGAACAGUAAUGUCAACGGACUUGGAUUGGGUAUUGUCGGCAAUGGAGGAAUGGUACGUGGUGCUAGCUUGACAAGCUUCGAGGAAGAAGCCGAGCCUGAAGAGGAGAGCUACGAUCUUUCAAAGGGUUUCCAGAAAAUUGGCUCCUUCCACCGCAGCAUGGCACAAGCCCACGGCCUCGGCAGCAUCGGUAGUCGGGCUACGGCUACACCGCCUCCUCAUCUGAGUCGCACAAGUGUUCCUGCGAACAUGUAG
Alternaria alternata is the source of this 2571-nucleotide messenger RNA. Its product is annotated as fork head transcription factor 1. NCBI's taxonomy places the organism in Eukaryota, Fungi, Ascomycota, Dothideomycetes, Pleosporales, Pleosporaceae. Gene Ontology annotation, biological process: regulation of transcription by RNA polymerase II. The coding region runs from base 1 to 2571 and encodes 856 amino acids. The record is from RefSeq and is a predicted model, not a curated record. The transcript is spliced from 2 exons. Gene Ontology annotation, molecular function: RNA polymerase II cis-regulatory region sequence-specific DNA binding; protein binding; DNA-binding transcription factor activity, RNA polymerase II-specific.